Molecule: messenger RNA, 2918 nt
Organism: Columba livia (rock pigeon)
Lineage: Eukaryota; Metazoa; Chordata; Aves; Columbiformes; Columbidae
Gene: HSDL2
Product: hydroxysteroid dehydrogenase like 2
Exons: 11
Coding region: 103-1389 (428 amino acids)
Cellular component (GO): mitochondrion
Source: RefSeq, a predicted model, not a curated record
CGCCCGCUGCGCCCCUCAGUGCCGCGGCGGCUGCGCGGGGCGGGGCGGGGCGGUGCUCCCCAGCCCCCUCCCCGCCCCGGGGCGGCCCGUCCCCGCGCCGCCAUGCUGCCGAACACCGGGAAACUAGCAGGAUGCACCCUCUUCAUCACAGGCGCAAGCCGGGGCAUUGGCAAAGCCAUUGCUUUGAAAGCUGCCAAGGAUGGUGCGAACGUUGUGAUAGCUGCCAAGACAGCCGAGCCCCAUCGUACGCUCCAAGGGACUAUCUACACUGCUGCAGCAGAGAUUGAAGCGGCUGGAGGAAAGGCUUUGCCUUGUGUUGUUAAUGUGAGGGAAGAAGAGCAAAUCAUUAAUGCUGUGGAGAAAGCUGUGAAGACAUUUGGAGGAAUUGAUAUUUUGGUGAACAAUGCAAGCGCCAUCUCUUUGACUGGCACUUUGGAAACAGAAACGAAGAAAGUCAAUCUUAUGAUGGAGGUCAAUGUGCGAGGAACCUACCUUACGUCUAAAACAUGCCUUCCCUACUUGAAGAAGAGUAGGAACCCCCAUAUCCUGAACCUCAGCCCGCCUUUGAAUCUGAAUCCCCUGUGGUUCAAAAAUCAUUGUGCUUAUACCAUUUCUAAAUAUGGGAUGUCCAUGUGUGUCUUGGGAAUGGCAGAAGAAUUUAAAGGAGAAGUUGCUGUCAAUGCUUUAUGGCCUAAAACAGCCAUACAUACAGCUGCUAUGGAUAUGCUGGGAGGAUCUGGAGUAGAAAAACAGUGCAGGAAAACCGACAUUCUUGCAGAUGCUGCAUAUUGCAUUUUAACAAAACCAAAAAGUUUCACUGGAAACUUCAUUAUUGAUGAAGAUCUGCUGAGAGAAGAAGGAGUUAAGGAUUUUGAUGUCUAUGCAAUUGCACCAGGUCAGCCCCUGAUACCUGACUUCUUCUUGGAUGUUCCAAUUGACACAGCAGCCGUGAAAGAAGGAAGAUAUGGAGCUUCUCAAGAAUUCAAAGAGGAGAAGAAAUUAAGUGGAUCCCAGCCUGAAGGACCUAAGGUUAACACAGGAUCUACUUCAGCCAAGCCUGUUGCAGAAACAUUCAGAGUUAUUCAGGGAGCAAUGAGUGAAGAGUAUGUGAGAACUACUCAGGGUGUCUUUCAGUUUGAAUUAUCUGGUGAUGAAGGAGGCACUUGGUAUAUUGACCUGAAGACCAACGGUGGGAGCGCUGGUUUUGGAAAGCCCCCUGUGACAGCUGAUGUGUUUAUGAGCAUGUCAAGUGAUGACUUUGUGAAAAUGUUCACAGGUAAACUAAAGCCCACCAUGGCCUUCAUGUCAGGAAAAAUAAGGAUUAAAGGUAACAUGGCACUAGCACUAAAGCUUGAGAAGAUGCUGACACAGUUCAACUCUAAACUGUGAGGGGAAACCCUUACUAGCAAAACAGUGGCCUUUCAGAUAUAACCGCAAUGUUGUUUUAAAAUGGUUGUCCUAAUUUUUCUCUAAUGCAAUAUAAGAAGUAUGGAUAAAAUGUGCUAUUUUUAAAGAAGAAAUAACUGCUUAAGACAAGAAGGUCUUUGUGAUUAAACUAAUUCCUUCUCAAGAAUACAUGUAUUAGGUUGCAGGCAUUUUCUUUACUUCUGCUCCUUUGGAUCAAUGCUGAACACCUGAAGUGAGUUUUUCCUCACAUAGUUGCUUGCACACAUGUCCCAUGAAAAAGGUGGGGAGAGCAAAUGUCACCCUGCAGAUCUGUUUCUGUGACAGAAGUGCCAUGCAGAGAUUCCUGAGCUGGCUUAGAAGUGGAAGCAAUAUGGGCAGUUUAGCGGGGCCCUAAUUACCCCUGGUAAAUGAACAUCUCAGUAAUUCUUUUUUGCUUUCCUGAGUUUGUUACCUGCAUUAGCCCUCAUACUCUAUAUUGCACUGAGGCUGCACAGACACAUGCAGUGUAGGCAAGUUUUCUUUUUGUGAAAAGAUGCCUCCACGCACACACAGACACACAAGCAUGGACGGGCACACACACAGAGUCCCCUGUCCCUCACUGCUACAGACAAGGCGCUUCCUUCACAGCCCCUUCAUGUUGCAUUACAAGGGUUAAUCUGAGCCGCCACAGCCCACCACUUCCCCUUCCUUCCCUUUGGCUGGUAAAGGUUGAAGCUCUCUAGUGAAAGCACACGUCCCCACUGUGUAAGUGGACAACUGCACACAUGGUCUGCAACUUUGUGUGACGGCAUCUGCAAAGCCAGAUGCACCCGCCUCAUAAAAUAUUUGUUCAGUGUCCCUGUCAGAGACUGAAAAGAUAAUGGCUCAAACAUUGUGGCAAAAACAGUUCAUCCAGCUGCAGGAGAUGGGACAUUGGGGAUAAGGUGAAUUGUGAUUUACACAUCAGUGACAAGCUGAGGAGCCACGCAGGCUGGCUGGCUGACACAGGAGGUGCGGCACCUGCUGGAGAGCACGUAGCUCCUGUCUUCUGAUAGGCCGAGCAUGGCACUAAUGGCAAAGCUGAGACCCUUCUAGACUUUUCCAUCUUUCACAAUCACCCCCCAGUGAUGCCUGCACAAAAUACCAAAGAUGAUUAAUGCAGGCAAUCCAGACGACUGUAGCAGUCCACCUGUGCAAGCACUGGUGUUGCACACCCACGAUCCUGAGCACCACUCCACCCAUCAGUCUCACCGCAGGAACUGAACAAGACACAGGAGCGUGCUGCACAUCACUGGAUCCAAGCCUGUGAUCCAAAAAGCAGAGCCGUAAGGAUGGUAAAAUCUCUCUCUCUCUCUUUCCUGUACUUAUAUUAUUUUGCUUUCUUUUUCAUAAAUAAUAACAAGAUUUACAGCCCCACAUGUGCCACAAACUUUUUUAUGUUUACCAGUUGAACCUAAAAUAACAUAAAUCCUUCUGCUACCAAAUAAUUUUCCAGUUGGGCCAAGCUGCAAAAUAAAAGCCUUUUGUUUACA